This is a messenger RNA of Salvelinus namaycush (lake trout), 4480 nucleotides long. RefSeq names its product nothepsin (gene nots). Bases 1 to 1272 code for a protein of 423 amino acids. Lineage: Eukaryota; Metazoa; Chordata; Actinopteri; Salmoniformes; Salmonidae. The transcript has 10 exons. Gene Ontology annotation, biological process: proteolysis. The record is from RefSeq and is a predicted model, not a curated record. Gene Ontology annotation, molecular function: aspartic-type endopeptidase activity.
AUGACUAGAGAACGCAGAAGCGAGUACCAGACCAUCACCCCUGUUAAUACCACCAGGAGGAAGAGGAUGAAGAGGAGAGAGGGGAUCCCCCUGCGUCGGAUGCUCUCUGUGCGUACUCAGCUGAGAGCCUCUAAUCGUCUGGAGGACUUCAUGAGGGACCACCAGCCUGAUAUGUUCAACCGGAGGUACGCCCAGUGUUACCCCCCUGGCAUCCCCUCUCUCAGGCUGGGUAAGAGCAGCGAGAGGCUCUACAACUUCAUGGAUGCCCAGUACUAUGGACUGAUCAGCCUGGGUACCCCGGACCAGAACUUCACCGUAGUGUUUGAUACAGGAUCGUCUGACCUGUGGGUCCCAUCCUCUUACUGCGUCUCAGAGGCCUGUGGCAUGCACCGCAAGUUCAAGGCCUUUGAGUCCAGUACGUUCAACCACGACGGCAGGAUGUUUGGCAUCCACUAUGGCAAGGGACACAUGCUGGGCAUCAUGGGCAGGGAAGUCCUCAAGAUAGGCAAGAUGACGGUGCAGAACCAGGAGUUUGGAGAGUCGGUGUACGAGCCAGGUUUUGUCUUCGUCAUGGCUAAGUUUGACGGGGUGCUGGGUUUGGGGUACCCCUCCCUGGCUGAGGAACUGGGGACACCCGUUUUCGACAGCAUCAUGAACCAGAAGUCUGUGGACCAACCCAUCUUCUCCUUCUACCUCAGCAAGAGUAAGAUGCCAAGAGACCCAGGGGGAGAGUUGCUGCUAGGAGGGAUGGACGAGGCGCUCUACAGUGGACCCAUCAACUGGAACCCUGUUACCCUGAAGAGCUACUGGCAGAUCAAGAUGUCCAGUAUCCAGGUCCAGGGAGCCUUGACUUUCUGUCCCCAUGGCUGUCAGGCCAUCAUUGAUACAGGCACGUCUCUCAUCAUCGGCCCCACCCGUGACAUCCUCGCUCUACAACAGCUGAUAGGAGCUACCCCCACCUCCAUUGGAGAGUACCUGAUUGACUGCGCCCGGCUCUCCAGCCUGCCCCAGGUGACCAUCAUGCUCAACGGGGUGGAUUACGUGCUCACUGCUGAGUCCUACGUCAGAAGGGAGAUGAUGGGUGAUCAUGAGAUCUGUUUCAGUGGGUUCCAGGGGGAGGAUCUGCCCUCCACGACGGAUCCUCUGUGGAUCCUAGGGGACCUGUUCCUCUCUGAUUACUAUAGCAUCUAUGACCGGGGACAGGACAGGGUGGGCUUCGCUAAGGCCAGACACACACGCUAUACAACGUUGGAUGCAGAGAUGGAUAGGUAGAUGGAAGGUGGGAAGGGUAAAUGGAGCGAUGGAAGUAGGGAGUGAUGGAUGGAUGGAGGAAUGGACAGAGGGAGAGAUGGAUGGAUGGAUGCAUGGAUAGAUGGAUGAUAGAAGGAGGGAUGAAGUGAGGAAGGAAGGAAGGAUAGUGAUAGAAGAGUGGAUGAAGCGAUGCAUGGAAUCACCAUGCUUCACCUCCUGUCAUCAUCACUGAGACAGAAGUGCUUCAUGGAAAGGCUGAAAGGCUGUCUGUCCAGCAUUAUCAGUGUAUGUCUAGCAUGAUCAGUGUCUGUCUGUCCAGCAUUAUCAGUGUAUGUCUGUCCAGCAUUAUCGGUGACUGUCUGUCUAGCAUUAUCGGUGUCUGUCUAGCAUGAUCGGUGUCUGUCUGUCUAGCAUUAUCAGUGUAUGUCUAGCAUGAUCAGUGUCUGUCUAGCAUUAUCAGUGUAUGUCUAGCAUUAUCAGUGUCUGUCUGUCUAGCAUUAUCAGUGUCUGUCUAGCAUGAUCAGUGUCUGUCUGUCUAGAAUUAUCAGUGUCUGUCUGUCUAGCAUGAUCAGUGUCUGUCUAGCAUGAUCAGUGUCUGUCUGUCUAGCAUUAUCAGUGUAUGUCUGUCUAGCAUUAUCAGUGUCUGUCUAGCAUGAUCAGUGUCUGUCUGUCUAGCAUUAUCAGUGGCUGUCUAGCAUGAUCAGUGUAUGUAUGUCUAGCAUUAUCAGUGUAUGUCUGUCUAGCAUUAUCAGUGUAUGUCUAGCAUGAUCAGUGUCUGUCUGUCUAGCAUUAUCAGUGUAUGUCUAGCAUUAUCAGUGUAUGUCUGUCCAGCAUUAUCGGUGUCUGUCUGUCUAGCUUUAUCGGUGUCUGUCUGUCUAGCAUUAUCAGUGUCUGUCUAGCAUUAUCAGUGUAUGUCUGUCUAGCAUUAUCAGUGUCUGUCUGUCCAGCAUUAUCAGUGUCUGUCUAGAAUGAUCAGUGUCUGUCUGUCUAGCAUUAUCAGUGUCUGUCUAGCAUGAUCAGUGUCUGUCUGUCCAGCAUUAUCAGUGUCUGUCUGUCUAGCAUGAUCAGUGUCUGUCUAGCAUUAUCAGUGUAUGUCUGUCUAGCAUGAUCAGUGUCUGUCUAGCAUGAUCAGUGUCUGUCUGUCUAGCAUUAUCAGUGUCUGUCUAGCAUUAUCAGUGUAUGUCUAGCAUUAUCAGUGUCUGUCUGUCGAGCAUUAUCGGUGUAUGUCUGUCUAGCAUGAUCAGUGUCUGUCUAGCAUUAUCAGUGUAUGUCUGUCUAGCAUUAUCUGUGUCUGUCUGUCUAGCAUUAUCAGUGUAUGUCUAGCAUUAUCAGUGUAUGUCUGUCUAGCAUUAUCUGUGUCUGUCUGUCUAGCAUUAUCAGUGUCUGUCUAGCUUUAUCGGUGUCUGUAUGUCUAGCAUUAUCAGUGUAUGUCUGUCCAGCAUUAUCAGUGACUGUCUGUCUAGCAUUAUCGGUGUCUGUCUGUCAAGCAUUAUCGGUGUCAGUCUGUCCAGCAUUAUCAGUGUCUGUCUGUCUAGCAUUAUCAGUGUCUGUAUGUCCAGCAUUAUCAGUGACUGUCUGUCUAGCAUUAUCGGUGUCUGUCUGUCAAGCAUUAUCGGUGUCAGUCUGUCCAGCAUUAUCAGUGUCUGUCUGUCCAGCAUAAUCAGUGGCUGUCUGUCUAGCAUGACCAGUGGCUGUCUGUCUAGCAUUAUCGGUGUAUGUCUGUCUAGCUUUAUCAGUGUCUGUCUGUCUAGCAUUAUCAGUGUCUGUAUGUCCAGCAUUAUCAGUGUCUGUCUAGAAUGAUCAGUGUCUGUCUGUCUAGCAUUAUCAGUGUCUGUCUAGCAUUAUCAGUGUCUGUCUGUCCAGCAUUAUCAGUGUAUGUCUGUCUAGCAUUAUCAGUGUAUGUCUGUCUAGCAUGAUCCGUGUAUGUCUGUCUAGCUUUAUCAGUGUCUGUCUGUCUAGCAUUAUCAGUGUAUGUCUGUCUAGCUUUAUCGGUGUCUGUCUGUCCAGCAUAAUCAGUGGCUGUCUGUCUAGCAUGACCAGUGGCUGUCUGUCUAGCAUUAUCGGUGUAUGUCUGUCUAGCUUUAUCAGUGUCUGUCUGUCUAGCAUUAUCAGUGUCUGUAUGUCCAGCAUUAUCAGUGUCUGUCUAGAAUGAUCAGUGUCUGUCUGUCUAGCAUUAUCAGUGUCUGUCUAGCAUUAUCAGUGUCUGUCUGUCCAGCAUUAUCAGUGUAUGUCUGUCUAGCAUUAUCAGUGUAUGUCUGUCUAGCAUGAUCCGUGUAUGUCUGUCUAGCUUUAUCAGUGUCUGUCUGUCUAGCAUUAUCAGUGUAUGUCUGUCUAGCUUUAUCGGUGUCUGUCUGUCCAGCAUUAUCAGUGUCUGUCUGUCCAGCAUAAUCAGUGGCUGUCUGUCUAGCAUGACCAGUGGCUGUCUUUCUAGCAUUAUCGGUGUAUGUCUGUCUAGCAUUAUCAGUGUCUGUAUGUCCAGCAUUAUCAGUGUCUGUCUAGAAUGAUCAGUGUCUGUCUGUCUAGCAUUAUCAGUGUCUGUCUAGCAUUAUCAGUGUAUGUCUGUCCAGCAUUAUCAGUGUCUGUCUGUCUAGCAUUAUCAGUGUAUGUCUGUCUAGCAUUAUCCGUGUCUGUCUGUCUAGCAUUAUCAGUGUAUGUCUGUCUAGCAUUAUCAGUGUCUGUCUGUCUAGCAUUAUCAGUGUAUGUCUGUCUAGCUUUAUCGGUGUCUGUAUGUCCAGCAUUAUCAGUGUCUGUCUGUCGAGCAUUAUCAGUGUCUGUCUGGUAUCUUUUGAGAAUAAUUCAUGCAUUUCCAUUCUACUAAAGUUAAUAAAUAAUUGUUUUAAUGCAAUCAGGUGUUUUUUUGUUGCAUCAUUUUGUGAGUGAGUACAAUGAUUAACAUUGAACGAUGACUGAAUAAAUUAUAUUUUAUUAUAAAUUAUAUUUUAUUAUAAAACAAACAUUUUAUGUUUAUUAGGGUGUCAAUUAAUAAUGCUGGGUACACCCUUAGAGAUCCUGUUAAAUGACUCCUAUUAUGGCACAGCAGGUUGAUAUGUACUGCAUGUCAGAAGAAUAUUACGACUUCUCCGAUGGUGACUUGUCCUUGUUCUCUUGGCUGUCAUCGGUGUCCUUCUUGUCACUCUCAUGACCAUUGGACUCCAGAAUGUCUGUCUCUGGGACUUGCAGUGCUUCGAACUGGGCAUGCUCAGCAGGAAAGUGGAGGGCUGUGGAAGUG